Messenger RNA from Paramecium sonneborni, 959 nucleotides. NCBI's taxonomy places the organism in Eukaryota, Ciliophora, Oligohymenophorea, Peniculida, Parameciidae. The record is from the annotation of a GenBank genome assembly.
AUGACUAAUGUAACUAUUGUUAUUAAUUUCCUUGUAAUUAUAGAAAUUAGUCAUUAUUAAAUUCAAAUAAUGUAGAGAAUGAUUUGGNUAAUGAUAAUUAAUAAGAAUCAUAUCUAUCAGAUCCAUCAGCUGAAGAAUUAAAUCCAGAAGAAAUCAAAUAAAUUUAAGCAAUAAUCAAAAAGAUUGAAUGGAGAAUGAAACAGGAUGGAUCUUCUUAUGAAAUCAAAUAAGAAUAUUAAGAUCAAGUAUCAAAAAAGGUUUAAUUGGAUAGAAGAGCUUUAAAAAAUAAAUUAUAACAAUAGGAUAAUACGAACAACAAUAAAAUUUAAAAUGUAAACAAUUUCAACAAUAUCAAUAUUAAUAUUGAGAACUUUACUCAAUCUAAUUUGAAUGAACAUAUUAAUAACAAUUCUAAUUAAAUUUAAUUAUAAGUUAUGGAAUAUAAUUAAAAUGAAGAUUAGAGUUAAUUAUCUUUCUGUUUAGUAAAUAAAGAGAGAGGAUUCAUUUAUUUUUUAAAUUAAGAUUAAUUCAAUAAUUAUACAAAAAAUUAAAAUUAAAUCAAUAACAAUCCAUUAAUUAACUUGUCUAGUUUUUUAGGAGCUCAACCUGCUGUAAAUAAUCUAAAUUUUUAAAAUAAUGUUGCUCUAAAUACAAACAUUGAACUUGGUUAAUAACAGAAUUAAUAAAAUAAUAAUUUAGAAUGUUUCUCUGAACAUUAAAGUUUAAACUCUUAUUAUUAUUAAUGUAUGGCAAUGAACAAUCCUAUGAAUUUUAAUUAACUUCCUCCUACAAGAUCUUAUCUUAACUUACCAACUCAUUUAAAUAAUAAUUUUACUUCCAACCCAUAAUAUCUUUCCGGAUAUAAUUAUCAUGUUACAUGUUAUCAAUAAUAAUAAUAAUAACAAUAAGCAUCAUAGAUGAUGUAUUAAUCACAAACUAGUGAUAAACUAGAUCUUUGA